GUUUGGGACCUGAUCCUGUCUGACUGUCUGCCUGUCUGACUGUCUGACUAUAUCACCCUCCUGUGCUAUACAGUUCUAGUCCCAAGCAGUAUCCAUCAUGUCCGACCCUCUCGACCCCCAUCUCGACCUCAUCAUCUGCUCGACCUGCGGCACGCAGUUCUCGACCCCGUCGCCGCCCCCGAACUGCAAGAUCUGUGAUGACCCGCGACAGUAUAUUCCUCCGACGGGCCAAACCUGGACCACCCUGCGCACCCUCCACAACGCCUCUCCGACCUACACCAACAUCUUCACUCCCCUGCCUCUUCCCCAAGGAAAAAGCAACCUCUACUCCAUCCACACCAUCCCCAAACUCGGCAUCUCCCAGCGCGCCUUCCUCCUCCUCACCCCCCACGGCAACGUCCUCUGGGACUGUCUCACCUACCUGGACGAUGAGACUAUCCGCCGCAUCAGCGCCCUCGGGGGUCUGCGCGCCAUUGUCAUCUCUCAUCCGCAUUACUAUACCUCCCAUGUCGUCUGGGGGGAGGUGUUUGGGUGUGAUGUUUUCCUGGCCGCGGAGGAUAGGGAAGACGAUAUAAUAGCCAUCAAAACCGGCGGUCACUUCCCCGGCAGUUGCGUCCUCUGGUGGAGGAGCCAGAAGGUCAUGUUCCUGGCUGAUACCAUCGGGACGGUGCCCAGUGGGAUUUAUCAUGUGGGGAGGGAGCCGGGGACCGCCAGUUAUACCUUUAUGUGGAGUUAUCCGAAUAUGAUCCCCCUCCCCCCCGACGACGUGCACACCAUCUGGAAAUCCAUCCGCCACACCGACUUCGACACCGCGUACGGGGCGUUCGUGGGGAUGGACACCCACGGCCACUGCAAGAGGCGCGUGCUGGAGAGCGCCAAGAUCUUUGUCCGGGCGAUGGGGUAUCGUGAUCAUGCCAUUCAUGGGGAAGAGUGUGAUUGAGAAGUAGUAUUAUUAGCAUUAGUAUUAGUAUGAAUGGGAUGGUUGUAUACAUGGAUAUGGUUUAUAGUUGGGGGUGGUGACGGGUAUGGAUGAUGUGUGGAGGAUUGAGGUGGUGGGUUGGAUGAUGAUGAUGAUGAUGAUAUAGCUGAAUAG
Aspergillus heteromorphus CBS 117.55 is the source of this 1093-nucleotide messenger RNA. Its product is annotated as putative metallo-beta-lactamase domain protein. The record is from RefSeq and is a predicted model, not a curated record. Lineage: Eukaryota; Fungi; Ascomycota; Eurotiomycetes; Eurotiales; Aspergillaceae. The transcript has 4 exons. The coding region runs from base 98 to 940 and encodes 280 amino acids.